This is a messenger RNA of Taeniopygia guttata (zebra finch), 1200 nucleotides long. Lineage: Eukaryota; Metazoa; Chordata; Aves; Passeriformes; Estrildidae. The record is from RefSeq and is a predicted model, not a curated record.
AUGGCGAGGUGGCGGCUGCGGGGGGAGGGGGCGAGCGGGGUUUGGGGGUGCGGGGGGGCCCCGCGUUUGGAGGCGAGGGGGGGCCGGGUGCGGGCUCCGGGGGGGGCGGGGUCGCGGCCGCGGGGCGAGCCGGGGUUCGGGGGGUUCGGGGGUGCCCCCCCAAACCCUGCCGAGCUCCGCGCCCCCCCCCGCGCCGCCCCCGCGCGCGCUGUCCCCACGCACACGCGCUCGCUCGCGCCGUCACGCGCGCGCACACGGCGGGGCUGGACCCCCCCCCCGGGGGGCUCGGGGGCGGCCGUGCCCCCCACCAGCCUCCUGCGGGGCGCCCCCGGACGCCCCCGGCUCCUGCCGGGGCUCUCGGAGCUGGCCGGGAGACUCAGCGCCGCCGGGUUCCUGCUUCCCACGGGCCCCCCCAAAAUCGGCGCCGAGGGGGGAAACGCGAGCCUGGAGCUGGACGAGGCGGGGAGCGGCGCCGAGCCAGCGCUGUCCCCGGGCCGCCAGCCCUCCCGGGGGGCCGCGCCGUCCCCCGCCGCCGCCUCCGCCUGCACCCCCGGAUCCGCCUGCGGCGCGGGGGGGCCCGGCCCUUCCCUGGCGCCCCCCUUCUCCUGGCCGCCCCACUUUCUGCCGCUGGGCACCCCCUGGCCCGAGGCCGCGGCGCUGUGGGGCGCGGCCUGGGGGGGGCACGUCUAUGGGGCGGGGGCGGCCUUCGCGCUGCUGGGCGGGCUGGGGGCGCUGCUGCUGUUCGGGGGGCGGCGGCCGGGGCUGGCGCGGCUGCUGGGGGGGCUGCUGGCCGCCGCCGCCUUCGCCCGCGCCUUCCCGCUCUUCUUCGACCCCUACGAGCGGGGGGCGCGGCUGCCGCCCCCCGCCGCCCGGGCGCUGUUCGAGCUGCCGCCGCCCUGCCUGGGCUGGGGGCUGGCGCUGGCGCCCCCCGCCCGCGGCGCGCCGCUGCUGCUGGGGCUGGGGCUGCUGCACCUGGGGGCGGCCCUGGGGGCCGUGGGGGCCGUGGCGGCGCUGGGGGCCCCGCGGCGCUGCUGCUGCUGCCCCGGGCGCUGUUCGCCGCUCUGGCGGCCGCGCUGGCGCUGGGCGGGCUGGGGGGGCUGCGGCGCUGCGGGGCGGGCGGGGGGCGCGCCAAGCGCGGGCCGGGGGCGCGGGUGCGGGCGGGGGUCCCGCGGCUGCUGGGGGCGGCGGGGGCGGCGCUGA